Molecule: messenger RNA, 1164 nt
Organism: Bradysia coprophila
Lineage: Eukaryota; Metazoa; Arthropoda; Insecta; Diptera; Sciaridae
Product: alcohol dehydrogenase 2-like
Cellular component (GO): cytoplasm
Molecular function (GO): oxidoreductase activity, acting on the CH-OH group of donors, NAD or NADP as acceptor
Source: RefSeq, a predicted model, not a curated record
UCUUGAGAUGGGGAACCCCUCAUUGAAUGACUAUAAAACCAGAAACGUUCUUUUCGUCCACACUGAUUCUGGGCUUAUCAAGAGCUCGGCAAACAGAAAACCGAAAUGUAAUGCUGGCCUUAUCAAAAGAGAGAUAACGUAUCAAUAAUGUACUGUCGAGUUUCCAGCCCAAUUUACAUUUUUAUUGUGGAUUUAUUUUCAUAAUACAUCAAAUAGUUCUAUUGAACACAAUCAUCAUGACUUCCUUUGAGGGCAAAACACUUGUUGUGACCGGUGGCUGUUCAGGAAUUGGUUACGCAACGGUCGAAAAUUUUCUUAAGCGCAACAUUCAGAAUGUGGCGAUUUUGGAUAUAGACGACCCUCGGAAUGUUAUCGAAACGCUUCGAAACACCUUCAACAAUCCAAAUGUGAUAUUUAUCAAAACCGAUGUCACGAAAAAAGACCAAGUGAAGAGUGCAUUCGCUGAGGUGAUUUCAAAGUUCAAUUAUGUUGAUUUUCUUGUCGCCAACGCUGGUGUUCUGAGAGAAGACGAUUACGAGCUGACAAUCAACGUAAACGUGCUCGGACUAACCCACACAAUUUACACUGGUAUCGAUGUUAUGAACAAGGACAAAGGACGUGGAGGUAUUAUCAUAAGUACAGCGUCUGUGGCCGGACUCGAUGGAUUUUAUAGCAUGCCCGUGUACAGUGCCACUAAACACGCUGUUAUCGGUUUGAAUAGGUGUCUAGGCACUGAUCACUUCUACAACAAAUUUGGAAUAAAAUUUUUGACCGUUUGUCCAUCAUUUACUGAUACACCACUUCUUUUGGAGGACUUGGGAGAUCGAUUGACAGAAGGUACACUGGAAGCAACGCUACACAUCAAGACAGUAUUGCCAUCACAAACACCUGAUGUCGUGGGUCGAAGUAUUACCGAGACCAUAAUCAAUGGCGCAAACGGAUCAUUUUGGAUUGUAAGCAAUGGAGAAACCAAGGAGGUCACAUUGAAGUCAUAUUUCAUAGGACAAUGAAUAUGACAAUGGACUUGGGUACGUUGAUACUUGGAUACUUGGGUUGAUGAUGGGUACAUGUCAAGUGUAAGUUAUAUCGACUCUGAAAUGUAUAUGUAUGCAAAUUGCGUGUUUUUAAUAAAGAGCAUUUGGAAAACAAAUGGAAAACAGUCUC